GAGCGGCUUCUUCCUGUUUGAGGUGAAGGCUACAAAACGUGUCCCUGGGAUGCGAGCUUUUAACAGCAAAUAUCCACGUCCCGAGUUGCGACAGAUAUUUGGAAACACUUGAAUCCUUCGUAAGAGAGUGAGGCAUCAACAUCAUGGGGCGGACUGGCACUCGGCGGAGAUACCAUGAUGACGGCAUCUCGGACGAAGAGAUUGAUGGACGAAGGACGUUUGAUCUGGAAGAAAAAGUCCACAGUCAAAGGUUCAGCUCGGACCGCGUUGUUCGAAUGCAGGGAAAAGAUUUUACAUAUGAGUAUGUCCAGCGUGGAGGGUUAAGGGAUCCUAUCAUCUUUGAAAGGCCCGAUGGACUGGGAAUCAAGAUGCCAGAGCCUGAUUUCAGUGUCAGUGAUGUCAAGUUGUUUGUUGGCAGCAGGCGCAUGAUUGACGUGAUGGAUGUGAGCACUCAGAAAGGUACAGAGAUGUCCAUGGCUCAGUGGACGCGCUACUAUGAAACUCCUCCAUCGCAAAGAGAAAAACUUUACAAUGUGAUCAGUCUUGAGUUCAGCCACACCAAACUAGAGAACCUCGUCAAAAGACCCACUACUGUUGAUCAGAUUGACUGGGUGGACAACAUGUGGCCGCGUCAUUUGAAAGAAAGACAAAGAGAUGCUACAAAUUCAAUUAAUGAUAUGCAAUAUCCCAAAGUACAGAAAUAUUGUCUGAUGAGCGUUGAAGGCUGCUACACAGAUUUUCACAUUGACUUUGGAGGAACUUCAGUCUGGUACCACAUUCUCAGAGGAAGCAAGGUGUUUUGGUUGAUUCCUCCGACACCUCAGAACCUGGAGCUGUACGAGAACUGGGUGCUCUCAGGGAAACAGGGUGAUGUGUUUUUGGGAGACAGAGCCACAGACUGUCAGAGGAUCGAACUCAAGCAGGGCUACACUUUCUUCAUACCAUCAGGUUGGAUCCAUGCGGUGUAUACUCCAAUGGACUCAAUGGUUUUUGGGGGAAACUUUCUCCACAGCUUCAACAUUCCAACUCAACUCAACAUCUGUAACAUAGAGGACCGUACACGGGUGCCGGUGAAGUUCCGGUUCCCGUUUUAUUACGAGAUGUGCUGGUAUGUCCUGGAGAGAUACGUCUUCAGUUUGACCAAAACGUCAUAUCUGACUCCAGAGUUUCAGAAGCACUCCUUAGGCAUUGGUCUAAAGAAGCCUGCAGAUGCUGUUGACGACCCCAAAGCUUCGGACUCGAGUGAAGGCGAGCAGCGUUCGGAUAAGGUGAAGAUCUAUCUGACUCCAUUUGAGCUGGAGGGGCUUUGGAAUCUGCUCGGAAAACUGGAGUCUCUGCCCACCAGCAAGAAGUGCGUACCAUCAGGCAUCCACAACGCACCUGCCCUCAUGACGCACCUCAAGGCUCUGCUCAAAGAACAUGCCAAUGAUGUUCCCAAACUCUCGUACACUGGUAAACCUAUUAUCAAGUGGCCAAAGAGGCCCUCGUGGUACCAGCCUCCCCCUCCUCCCCCACCUCCCCCUCGCCCCAAACUGGCUACGACCCCCAUCGUCCCUCGGCCACAGAAACCCUCUUCAUCUAUGUCUGUGCUCAGGAGACGCAGGGUCAGGUGUAAGCGCUGUGAGGCCUGUGUGAGGACUGAGUGUGGAGAGUGUAACUUCUGCAGAGACAUGAAGAAGUUUGGGGGUCCAGGAAAACUCAAACAAACCUGUGUGCUACGCCAGUGUCUCUCUCCUGGCCUGCCUCUGUCUGCUGUGUGUGACAUCUGCAAAGACCCAAACCAAGAGGAAGAUGGACUCGCACUGAUGGAGUGUUCAAAUUGUGGACAAAUUGUGCAUCCCUCUUGUUUACGGGUGCCUGGGGAAGGAGUGAUCAAUAAAGACCUGCCGAGCUGCUGGGAGUGUCCCAAAUGUGUCCAAGGCCUCACCGAACAAGAGGCAAAGGAAAGGGGAGAUGGCCUUCCAGCAAAGCGUAAAUCGUCCUCUCUCCUGGACGCUCGAAUGGCUAAGAUCUACCGUCAGCACAGACACAGCAAAGAUGGAGACGACUCGGGCAGUGAGGACGAAGAUGAUGAAGGUUCUCGAGGCAGAAAGCUCCAUGGCCGCAGCAGUGGGACGUCCCGCAGAGGCUUGAGCUCAAGUCGAAGGGGCUUGCUGCGUGGGGGGCACAGGGGUAACCGAGGGGCCCUGUCUGCUCGGAGGGGGGCACAAGGACUGAGGGAGGGCAGCAAACGCGGGAGAGGUGUGAGGCUCAGGGGAGGGUCCAGAGUGCAGCGCAGGGGGGAUGACUCAGAGGAGAGCGAGGAUGACGAUGAAGAUGAGGACGAUGAAGACGAGGAUGAUGAAGAUGAUGAAGACGAGGAAGACAGCGAGGAAGGAGAGAAACCACGAGCGAGACAGAAACGCAGGAGAAGACGCACUGAGGAGGACGAGGAUGAGGACAGUGAGGGUGCAGAUCUGGAUGCAGAGGAUGAAGAUCUGGAUUCUAUGGAGGAAGAGGAGGAGGAAGGGCAAUGGGACUCGGACCCAGAGCCUCCAGUUUUACUCAUGUCUGACUUUAACGAUGAGCUGUUGAGUGGAGCCUGCCUCAGUGUUACCCUGCAGACUCCACACAGAGGAAAGAAGCAGAGCAGUUUGAUUGUCCCAAAGUUGGAGGCCCGGUCGAGUGGACAGGGACACAGAAAAACGCCAAAGUCAUUGAAAAAGUCAGACACCACAGACACCCCCAAAGGACCAGGAAGGCCUCGUGUAGGAUCCAAACGUGACACUAAAGACCACCCCUCUUCCUCUGAUGAGGAGUCUGCUGCUGCUGCCGCAGCCGCUGCUCUGUCCAUGUCUCCUCCGUCACUUCUGUCCUUACCUUCCUUUAAGGACAUAGGAAAUGAGAAAGGAGGAGAGAAGGAGCUGUGGGUCUCAGUGUUCAAGUAUCUGAGCAGAGCCGAACUCCUGAGCUGUAUGUUGGUCUGCAAGGCCUGGUACAAGUGGAGCUGUGACAAGCGUCUCUGGACUCAUAUGGACAUCAGCCGCUGCAGUGCACUCAGUAAUCAGGCCUUAGCCGGGAUCGUAAAGAGACAACCCACUGCUCUGGACCUGUCGUGGACUCCUGUGGCCAAAAGACAACUCAAUUGCCUCCUCACCAGGCUCCCAGGCCUCCGUGAACUGAGUGUAGCCGGUCUGUCGUGGUCCUGUCUCUCUGCUCUUGUCUGCCCCUCUCUGCCCUGUCUGCGGCUGCUCGACCUGCGCUGGUGUGAGGGGCUCAAAGACCCUCAGUUCAAAGAAAUCAUCCUGCCUCCAGGUCUGGAGUCUUCUCGCAGCCGACUGAGGAACCUGCUGGAGCUGCGUGUCUCUGGUCUGGAGAUCUCAGACUCAACGCUGAGGCUGGUUCAGAGGCACAUGCCACAGCUGCAGAGACUGGACCUGGCUCACUGCAAAGAUGUCACUGAUUCCUCCAUCGCCAUGUUAGCUGCCUCUGGCACACACACACGCCACAAUCUCUCCGAGCUCACUCUCUCAGGUUGUGUUAAGUUGACGGACGGCUGCCUGUUGUAUCUGAAGCGACUCUCGUCGCUCUCGCUGCUCGACCUCAGGGGCUGCUCCCACAUCAGCAGAAGAGGGUGUGACUCUUUCAUCUCAGACCUGUCCCACACUGCUCUGUUCUGCAUGAUGGAGGAAAAACUCAUACAGAGACUCGACUGAAAAUAUAAAUUUCUAUAAUUUAAAAUACAUAAAACUAUUUGUAUAAGCCAGAUGAUUCCUACAUUAUUCAACCAUUUCUUCACAUGCCCACAACUGUCAAAUUUACUCCAAGGUUUGUCCUAUUUUGUGCAGCUCUUAUUUGAACUGGUAAUGUCUAGUGCUGAAAUUUACUUGGCAAUAAUUUAAAAUACAUAAAUAAGCCAGAUGAUGCCUACUUUGUUCAUAUAUUUCUGCAGUAGCUCUCAAAACUACUAAAACUACCUUCUUUGUACAGUAUUUUGUAUAAAAACAUCUUUCAAA
This is a messenger RNA of Boleophthalmus pectinirostris (great blue-spotted mudskipper), 3995 nucleotides long. It is a transcript of the gene kdm2aa, whose product is annotated as lysine (K)-specific demethylase 2Aa. Lineage: Eukaryota; Metazoa; Chordata; Actinopteri; Gobiiformes; Gobiidae. The record is from RefSeq and is a predicted model, not a curated record. The coding region runs from base 144 to 3695 and encodes 1183 amino acids. Gene Ontology annotation, molecular function: zinc ion binding; transcription coregulator activity; DNA binding. Gene Ontology annotation, biological process: protein demethylation; regulation of transcription by RNA polymerase II. The transcript has 26 exons.